This is a messenger RNA of Columba livia (rock pigeon), 3050 nucleotides long. It is a transcript of the gene DDX4, whose product is annotated as DEAD-box helicase 4. Gene Ontology annotation, biological process: gamete generation; cell differentiation. The coding region runs from base 493 to 2508 and encodes 671 amino acids. Gene Ontology annotation, cellular component: P granule; nucleus. The transcript has 19 exons. The record is from RefSeq and is a predicted model, not a curated record. Gene Ontology annotation, molecular function: RNA binding; RNA helicase activity; ATP binding. NCBI's taxonomy places the organism in Eukaryota, Metazoa, Chordata, Aves, Columbiformes, Columbidae.
GGCGCGGCGCUGCGCUCAUCGCUGGCGGAGGCCUCGGAGGGGUCACCGACCGCGGUAAAGCCAACCCGAAAUGUGGUUGCUGUGCGGAGCCCGGUGGUUCGGGUUAGGGCAGGUCGUGCCAUCGUCUGCGCCUUCCCUCUCUUUGUAAACGAAGUCUGUAGUUUGGCAGGCAAGCGGGCCAUUGUUCCAGGCAGUACGCGUGCCACAACAAAAUGUGCUCUGUCUGACCAGGUUAUGACAUGGACAAGAAUUUACCAAAUAGCAUGAAGAAAACAUUUGCAUUUGCUCGGGAUGGUUGAUGAGAUGCCAAUUAAAGAAACCCAACCCAUUUGCUUCUAUGUCUUUGCAGAAUCAGUGUGGUGACAAAGUGUAGAUGUAAUCUUGGCCAAAACAUACGGUGCUGCUCCUAGCAUAAGUGGCAAAGCACCUUUUGUGCUCUGUAUCCUGACGUGCUCAGCAAGGUAUGCAACACGUGCUGAUCAGAGAACAGAUAUGGCAGGGCAAAGUGUGAACGAAGAGGACUGGAAUGCAGAGAUGGGAGAUGAAGUGUCACCAGUUCUCCCACCCCUUGAGCAGUCUAGCUUAUUUGGAAGACCAAAUGGCCUCUCAUCUGACUUCAGUCCAAGUGCAGGUGCUGUUGAAAGACCUAACAGAAGUGAACGCAUGCAGGACAAUUUUGGAGGUUAUUCUAGGGGUAGAGGCUUUCAAGAAAGGAACGUUAAGGAUUCUAAUAUGCAACAUAGAGGUUUUAAAGGAUUUCCUGGUGGCUUUGGAGGAAGUGUGGGUUUUCAAGAAAGGAAUGUGGAGGAUUCUGGUAUGCAAAAUAGAGCUUAUAGAGGAUUUCCUGGUGGUUUUGGACGAACAGAGAGUUUUCAAGAAAGGAAUGUAGAAGACUCUGGAACAGAAAACAGAAGUUUUAGACGGUUUCCUGGUGGCUUUGGGCAAAGUGAGGGAAUGAAAGAUGAGCGAAGAGGCAGACCUCAGUCUGGUGUUUCUGUUGACCCUGGAGGAAGAGGAGCAUUUGGAGCUCAUGCAGCUGCUUCCAAAGAAUGUGAAGAAAUGGGUUCUGGAAAAGGUCCAAAGGUGACUUACGUUCCACCUCCUCCACCUGAGGAUGAGCAAGCCAUCUUUGCACGUUAUCAGACGGGAAUCAAUUUUGACAAGUAUGAUGACAAUGUUGUUGAAGUGUCAGGACUUGACCCUCCAGCACCAAUACUGGCUUUUGAAGAUGCUAACCUUUGUCAUACAUUAAACAAGAACAUUGCUAAAGCUGGGUACUCUAAACUUACUCCAGUACAGAAGUACAGCAUUCCUGUUAUACUGGCAGGACGGGAUUUAAUGGCAUGUGCCCAUACAGGAUCAGGAAAAACUGCAGCUUUUCUUCUGCCAAUUGUGGCCCACAUGAUGAGGGAUGGCGUAACUGCCACUAGCUUUAAAGAGCAGCAAGAACCAGAAUGUAUCAUUGUUGCCCCAACUAGAGAAUUGAUAAACCAGAUCUUCCUAGAAGCAAGAAAAUUUGUGUAUGGAACUUGUAUAAGGCCUGUUGUGAUCUAUGGAGGUACACAAACAGGGCACUCAAUUCGUCAGGUAAUGCAAGGCUGUAAUAUACUAUGUGCCACUCCAGGAAGGCUUCUAGACAUCAUUGGAAGAGAAAAGAUUGCUUUGCAUAAUGUGAAAUAUUUGGUGCUAGAUGAAGCAGACCGCAUGCUUGAUAUGGGUUUUGGGUCAGAUAUGAAGAAGCUGAUUUCUUACCCAAGCAUGCCACCAAAAGAUCAACGUCAAACACUAAUGUUUAGUGCCACUUUCCCUGGAGAAGUUCAGAGGCUGGCUCGUGAAUUUUUGAAAACUGAUUAUUUAUUUGUUGUUGUUGGACAUGUGGGUGGAGCUUGCAGUGAUGUUCAGCAAAUUGUUCUUCAGGUUCCUCAGUAUUCCAAGAGGGAUAAACUGAUAGAAAUUCUACAAAGCACGGGUCAGGAACGAACCAUGGUGUUUGUGGACAAAAAGAAAAAAGCAGACUACAUUGCAGCCUUUCUUUGUCAAGAAAAAAUAGUAGCCACGAGUAUCCAUGGAGACAGAGAACAGAGAGAAAGAGAAGUAGCUCUUCAGGAUUUUCGUUCUGGAAGAUGUCCAGUUCUUGUGGCAACGUCAGUUGCAGCAAGAGGUCUGGAUAUUGAAAAAGUUCAACAUGUUAUUAAUUUUGAUCUUCCUUCCACCAUUGAAGAAUAUGUACACCGAAUUGGACGAACUGGUCGUUGUGGAAAUACAGGCAAAGCCAUUUGCUUCUUUGAUAAAAGUUCAGAUGGCCAUCUUGCGCAGUCUCUAGUUAAAGUACUUUCAGAUGCCCAACAAGAAAUUCCAGUUUGGUUGGAAGAAAUUGCUUCUGUCCCUCAAGGAGAAAUACACUGUAGAUCAGUUGAUUACCAAAAGAAUUACAGGGACAGAGGCAACGUGAACCCAGGAGGAAUGAAGAUGGCUUAUUCUGCAACUGAAUUGGAGUCCUGGGAUUAAAACUAGUUUAGUACCAAACUAGAUUGCAUUCUGUUGUCCUUUAAAUGAACUGUUGCACUUAUUGUUUCUUACUGUUGAGCAUGGAACACUUCAUGUUUAAAGAAGUAGUUGGUAUCAUAUGCUAAAGUUUUCAGCCAUGUAUAUUGUGUUCUGUUAUGAUAAACUCAAUUGUCACUUGAUGUAGGAAGUCAGAAGCAUUUUUUAGGAAACACUACAGGUGUUAAGUGUUAAAACUUCCAUAAAGUGUUUAAUGCUUGGUGGCAAAUAUGCUGUUGUAAAAAGGUGGAGUUUUUGCAAGUGGAAAGUAGUAGAUCCCUUGAACAUACUACUUUGUUUUCAGAAUUUUUAAUAGGAAGAUAGUAUUCUGAAGACCUAGUUUGGAAAAGACCUUUAUGUAAAUGGAUCAUCUAAACUUCAUGUUAAUUCCUUUGUGUGACAGGCCAGUUAUAAAAUUUUAAUCUGGUGAUGAGCUGACUUGGUCUCAAGGAUCUGUUAAACAUCCUGUAAACAGUUACUUAAUAAAAACCUGAGGAGUUUGUAUU